Acanthaster planci (crown-of-thorns starfish) is the source of this 2844-nucleotide messenger RNA. RefSeq names its product ADP-ribosylation factor-like protein 3. NCBI's taxonomy places the organism in Eukaryota, Metazoa, Echinodermata, Asteroidea, Valvatida, Acanthasteridae. The record is from RefSeq and is a predicted model, not a curated record. Gene Ontology annotation, molecular function: GTP binding; GTPase activity.
AGUGACGUCACAUACACAUAGUUACAUACAGCGUGUGGCGCGUAUCCCUAGUCCAUGCAUAGAGCAAGGAACAGUCAGGAAUCUCUCUCUAAAUAUUACACGUUAGAAGAUUCAUUUGAUCGUAAUGGGUUUGCUGAGUAUUUUACGAGGUCUUAAGACUAAACAUGAAGAGGAGUUAAGGGUCCUUCUUCUCGGUCUGGACAAUGCUGGUAAGACCACCAUACUGAAGAAACUUGCCUCUGAAGACAUCAGUCACAUCAACCCAACUCAAGGCUUCAACGUCAAGAGCGUCAAGACUGGGAAUUGGCAACUAAACGUUUGGGACAUUGGGGGUCAGCAGAAGAUCCGACCAUAUUGGGCUAACUAUUUUGAGAACACAUCCAUUCUUAUCUAUGUCGUUGACAGCGCCGAUCAAGUACGACUGGAAGAGACUUCAUUGGAAUUGACCUCCUUACUGUCAGAGGAAAAGUUGGCUCAAGUACCUGUCUUGGUAUAUGCAAAUAAGCAAGACCUUGCCAUGGCACUUCCAGCCAGUGACAUAUCUAUGGCGAUGGACCUGACCAAGAUCAGAGACAGAGCAUGGCAGAUUCAAGCUUGUUCGGCAGUUACAGGAGAAGGUCUCAAGGAUGGCCUUGGUUGGGUCUUUUCAAACGUCGGAUCAUCAAAGAAAGGAUCAAAGAAAUAAUCCAGUAGAAAAAUGAAGCGUACUUUGUAACUCAUCAGUUUCUAGACAAUCUUGGUCCACUUCACCCAAUGCUUGUACUCAGGAGGUGGAGCCACUUUUGUCAACUUGAGCUCAGCACUUGGAGAUGUCUACUGGGUAAGUUGGAUUACACUGUGGGUGAAUGGUACCCAGUGUCAUUAUUGGAUUCAUAGUGAUUGCUGUCAGUCGUGGAACACUCACUUAUUUUCUAAUGUGAGUCACAGACGGGUUGGUAUGAUGGCAAUCAUCCUUUCCUUUGAAUCAAUCUGACAAAGAGUAUACAUGUAUCUGCUAAUUUUUAUUUUAUUUUUUUUUUCAUGAACUGAUUUUUUGCAAUCAAUGUUGUCGGUAUAUGCAGUCAUAUGGUACUUUAAAACAUCCGUCGUAUUCAAAACAGCCAUUUGUAAUUUCAGAAAGUGUGAAUAACGAACCCAAGUAUAUUGGGUAAAAUAAUUUGUUGAGAGGUGUUUUUAGGGGUAGCCAAUCGACGUGUGAGGUAACAAUAAAUGUUAAAGACAUUGGCUUUGAAAUUGAUGGUCUGAAAGGGAAGGUUGCUAAAAAAAAUCCCAGGCAAGAGAUCUGUCUCCCUGAUCGUACAAAAUACUAAGAUACCAAAGAGGGUUUACGUCUACUGUCGGAUGCUUGGACUUAGUCUAAAAGUCAGCUUACUGGAAUUGGCUUCAUUUCAAUCAGUGAAGCAAUCAUGGUUCAUGUAGUUCAUUCUGUGAAUUGACCUCUGUCCCUCAACUUAAGCCGUGUCAUUAUUUAUUCAUUAUGAUUGACUGUAUACGUCCAGUUUACUGCCAGCGUGCCAUAUUUCCCUUCAUUCCACCUUUAAAAAACAUGAGUCGUCUUGAGUAAAAUUUGUACAUCUAAAAAGUGGUGGAGAGUUCGAAUAAAAUUCCAGAACACUAAUUCAGAAAUAGCUUUUUUGAAUGACCAGGAUACCACAGCUUUCCAAACAUCUGUUUUGCACAUUUUAGUUUUCUGGUUAUCAUUUGUUAAUAUCCAAGUUGGUUGGUUAUUGUGCCUUUGAAGUACUGUGUUUUGGGUGUGUCACAGUUUGUGCUUGAUUGGUUGUGUUUGUUUGACAAGUAAAUAGCCACACCCUUGUAAAGAACUUGAUAUUUAUGCCUGCUGAACUUUGUAAAUUCUCUGCCAUGAGCCUAUUAGCACGGUAAGGGGGCACAAGAGGGCGCUGUUUGAUUUGGGUAAAAACUUUUGUGUGCUCCAAGUGACCUACUGUGUCUACCAUGCUUCACAAAGCUACAAAAACUUGACCAAUUCAGGUGUUAACCACUCACAAAUCUUUGCAAAUCCAACACUUGGCUCUGUGGGAUUUUCAUGGAUUUAAGAUGGCAGGGCUUGGAUAUUGGGGCACCAUUCCUCAACGUAGGGCUUGAUGAUGCCUAAAUUCUGUCAAAGUGAAUUGAAUAUUCCAUUUUGUUUGUUUGUUGGAUUUGACAAGAUUAGGAAUGGUUUUUAGUGAAGUGGUUAAGUUCUGGAUUCCCCCGAAGCGCAGUGGCUUGUUAUUCCUAAACAUUUCGGGAACAUUAAUUAAUUGACAGUGAGGAUGGGAUGUUUACGCAUUAGAAAUGUUUGAACAAAAAAAGUUCCAAAUCCAUCUACAGAUUUUCCCAAAUGUGUAGACGGAGUUGCCCAUUUUAGAGGUUUAACGUUUUGAUUGACGCAUUCUGGCGUUCAUUUUUAUUGUAAACGAUGCCUGUAAAAUGGAAUCUGAUUUUCACAACACUUUACUGCUCGGUCAUAUCAAAGGAAUACCAUGAAUUCAUCACCAGAACUUUAAUGCAAUUUGUUGUAUUUAAAGUUUUCAAUGACACCUUGGUAAGGCUAGGACGUUUACACAUUUAAACAGUGUGGAAAAGUUUUCUAAAUAGUUUUCAUACUCUGAAUUGACAGUAGGGCAGAAUUGUAACAGCGAAUCAAACUUCAUUUACGUGCACCAUUCACCUAGCAUUAAAAAGAAAAACAAAGAGCAACAGACUUUAUACUUAAUUAAGCCAGUAUUGCACUUAAAUCACAAUAGAAAGUAACAAUUUUGAAGAAUUCCAUCCACUAAGAUUUAAGCAUUUAUCAAACCUACUAUUGAGAUUAAGAAACUAACUUUUUUUAUAAUUUAA